GGCUUGGGGGUAGAAGUUUCGUGGUGGGUUUUUCGUGCUGUAACUUGAUUUCCUUGAGACAUCCAUUUUACACGAGCCUGCUAGUCCGAGACUGAGGCUGCCUCUGUCUUUUAUGCCUUUGUCGGCACUCAGUACAACUGCCUCAAGCUUUCCUACCUCCAUGGUAACGGCAUCUGGGUACAGGAAUUCUAGUGAACACAAGUGACUAUCGCUAGGACCCAGUCAGGGAUUUACUUAAAAUCAGUCGAAUUGAUCCUGCGCCGUUGCCUCAUUGGACAGGCGCGUUUUUUCUUUCUUUCUGAAAACAACCAAACUGCACAAAAUUCCAGUACACUAAAACUGAUUUCUGGUUCCUUCGUAUUGAAAGAUUGUCAGGUUAUGGCAUUUCUAACAGCAGACUUUAAUGCCAAUCCCUGAAAUUGCACCGAGUUAUCAAUUGGAGAGCAGCUUUCACUGAAACAGACAGCUCACUUGGAAGGACUUGAACUCCUAGAAUUCGCCAGCCACGUGAAUGGAUAAUCUAUCUGGCACUAUGAUGUGUCAGGGCAGAAGAGUCCUGCUCGCAUGGAUAAGUCUGAGCCUGUUUGUGAGUUUUCAUACAGUCGAAGGCGACAGAGAGAGCCUCUUCCAGCUUAAUACUAGGUAUGGUAAGCUGGAGGGCAGACUGGUCAGAGUGAGAGAGAGCCAGACGAAGGUGGCUGCCUACCUGGGGAUCCCCUUCGCUGAGCCCCCUGUCGGGCCCUUGAGGUUCCAGGCCCCCAAACCUCCCCGGGUGUGGCAGGGACUGAGAGACGCCAAGGCUUACCCCCCACUGUGUCUGCAGAACAUGAACCACACUAGACGAAUGGGGGACCUGUACAGAGGUCGGUUCCCUGUCCUAACCACCUCAGAGGACUGCCUUUACCUGAACAUCUACACACCAGUCAAACCUGGGGACCCAAGGAAACUACCAGUGAUGAUUUGGAUCCAUGGUGGUGGCUUCCUCAUGGGAGGGGCUUCACUCUAUGAUGGCUCCUCAUUGGCUGCCUUCGGGGACGUUGUGGUGGUCAUCCUUCAAUACCGUCUGGGUAUCCCAGGGUUCCUCAGCACUGGGGAUGGCCAGUACCCUGGGAAUGUGGGUAUUCUGGACCAGGUGUGUGCCCUGCGCUGGGUGCAGGAGACCAUCAGCAGUUUCGGGGGAGACCCAGGAUCUGUCACCAUUUUCGGAGAGUCUGCUGGUGGUGUUGCCGUCUAUUUACAUAUGAUGUCCCCUCUGUCAUCAGGACUGUUCCACAAGGCCAUCAGUCAGAGUGGAGUACCCCUCAUUUCUCUGUUCAUCCAGGAUGACCCCAAACCUGCUGCACAGCUGGUGGCACAGAGAGCAGGAUGUCCCAGUGAUGACUCUGCAGAGCUCAUGACCUGCCUCAGUACCCUCAGCCCACAGGACAUAGAGGCGGCUACACCUGCACUGGGGGAGAUGGUUCUGUCUGUGCACAGGGAUGGAACAGUCAUCCCUACCAAUCUGGAGGAAGUCCUGCAGACCAAGAGCUUCCUGGGCUUCCCCAGCAUCAUGGGGGUCAACAACCAUGAGUAUGGAUGGAUGCUCCCACAUUUUUUCCUGUUUCCUGGAUGGGAUCUUGGAAUGACCCAUGAAAACAUGAUUAUGAUCCUGGCGUUUAUGCUUCAGAAACUGCGUAUGCCAGACUCUGCCCUGGGAAUCAUCGUAGGGGAGUACUUUGGUGACACGAAGGACCCCGUGGGGAUCAGAGAUGCCUUCUUGGAGCUGAUGGGAGAUCUACUGAUUGUGAUCCCUGGGAUCCAGGGAGCCAGGGGGUGUAGAGAUUCUGGUUGCUUGAUCUACUACUAUGAGUUCCAGCAGCGCCCCUCCAUGUUCGCGUCCAGCAGGCCAGGCUUUGUGAAAGCAGACCACUUUGAUGAGGUUGGCUUUGUGUUUGGCGCCCCCUUUUGGACAGAUGACAUAGUGAUGUUAGAUAACACGACAGACGAGGAACGACAGCUUAGCAGGACCAUGAUGAAAUACUGGACUAACUUUGCCAGAACAGGUAACCCUAACGGAGAUAAUAUGUUUGAUUGGCCGACAUUCACCACAGAAGAAGAGUGUCUACUGAUCCAGGCAAACCUCGGGCUGGGCAGUGUCUCAGAGAAGAAGAGAGCCCAGUUCUGGACAGAAGACUUCCCCAAAGGACUGCAGACUGCUGGACACAAAGAUGCACACAAUGACCUUUAGAGCUGAAUGUUCACUGUGUCAAAUGCUGUUCUAGGAGUGUCCAUGUUGUUUCCCUCCACUCCUGUCACGUCCUGACCAUAGAGAGUCCUUAUUUUCUAUGGUAUAGGUCAGGGUGUGACUGGGGGGUUUGUCUAGUUUAUUAUUUCUAUGUGGGGUUCUAGGUUUGUUAUUCUAUGUUGGUGAUUGUGUAUGAUUCCCAAAUAGAGUUAGCUGGUAUCUUUGUCUCUUAUUGGGGAUCAUAUUUAGGUCGCUUUUUUCCACCUGUGUUUCUGGGAUAUUGUUUUGAGUUAGUGCAUGUAGCAUCUCUGUAGUCACGGUUCGUUGUUAAUUUAUUGUUUAUUUUUUUUGUCUUUGCUAAGUUUCACUUUCUAAUAAAUAAUGUGGAACUCAACAUCUGCUGCGCCUUGUUCGUUCGAAUAAAUGUCGUACCGUGACAGAAUAUCCCAUCAAACCAGAACCAAGCAGCGUGUUCACCAGGUGAAGGAUUUCUGGACAUUGGAAGGAGAUAAUGGAGGACAGCGACGACGACAGGGUUCGCGGCUACAGAAAGCCCAAGGACAACCCCAAGUUUUUUUUGGGGGGGGGGGGGGGGGGGGCACAUGGAGCUGGCGACUGAGCAGAGAGAAGAGCCAGAGACUGUCAGGGAGGCAAUGGCGAAGUUGGGAGAGAGUGAGAUGAGAGCUGUUGUGCAAGUGUGUUCUGCUCAACAUCCGACCAGAGGAUCCGGUUAGCAGUGUGGUGCAACCUGUGCCGGUUCCACGCUUCUAGCCUCAAGUGCCCCUCUCCAGUCCGGUACGUCAUGUGUCUCCUCAUAACUCUCCCUGAAGUGCGUGUCCCCAGUCCGGUACGUCCUGUGCCUGCUCCUCGCACUCUCCCUCAAGUGCGCCUUCCCUGUCCAGUACGUCCUGUGCCUGCUCCUCUCACUCUCCUUCAAGUUCGCCUUCCCAGUCCAGUACGUCCUGUGCCUGCUCCUCGCACUCUCCCUGAAGUGCGCCUUCCAGUACGUCCUGUGCCUGCUCCUCUCACUCUCACUGAAGUGCGUGUCCCCAGUCCAGUACGUCCUGUGCCUGCUCCUCUCACUCUCCUUCAAGUGCGCCUUCCCAGUCCGGUGCGUCCUGUGCCUGCUCCUCGCACUCUCCCUGAAGUGCGUGUUCCCAGUCCAGUACGUCCUGUGCCUGCUCCUCGCACUCUCCCUGAAGUGCGUGUUCCCAGUCCAGGACGUCCUGUGCCUGCUCCUCUCACUCUCCCUCAAGUGCGCCUUCCCAGUCGGGUGCGUCCUGUGCCUGCUCCCUGCACUCGCCCUGAAGUGCAUGUCACCAGUCCGGUGCCACCUGUACCGGUCCCCGGUCCGGAGCUUUCCCCGGCGACGGUCCCCGGUCCGGAGCUUUUCCCCGGCGACGGUCCCCGGUCCGGAGCUUUUCCCCGGCGACGGUCCCCGGUCCGGAGCUUUUCCCCGGCGACGGUCCCCGGUCCGGAGCUUUUCCCCGGCGACGGUCCCCGGUCCGGAGCUUUUCCCCGGCGACGGUCCCCGGUCCGGAGCUUUUCCCCGGCGACGGUCCCCGGUCCGGAGCUUUUCCCCGGCGACGGUCCGGAGCUUUUCCCCGGCGACGGUCCGGAGCUUUUCCCCGGCGACGGUCCGGAGCUUUUCCCCGGCGACGGUCCGGAGCUUUUCCCCGGCGACGGUCCGGAGCUUUUCCCCGGCGACGGUCCGGAGCUUUUCCCCGGCGACGGUGUUCAGCCCGGGUCCAUGGCUGGAUCCACGGGAUGAGCGGGUUCUUCGUCCUGCACCAGAGCCGCCACCGACACUAGACCCCCCCCUAACCCUCCCUUCAAGUUUUGCGGCCGGAGUCCGCACCUUUGGGGGGGGGGGGGGUGUACUGUCACGUCCUGACCAUAGAGUCCUUAUUUUCUAUGGUAGAGUAGGUCAGGGUGUGACUGGGGGGUUAGUCUAGUUUAUUAUUUCUAUGUGGAGUUCUAGGUUUGUUUUUCUAUGUUGGUGAUUGUGUAUGAUUCCCAAAUAGAGGCAGCUUGUAUCUUUGUCUCUAAUUGGGGAUCAUAUUUAGGUAGCUUUUUUCCACCUGUGUUUAUGGGAUAUUGUUUUGAGUUAGUGCAAGUAGCAUCUAUGUAGUCACGGUUUGUUGUUAGCAAAGACAAAAACAAAUAAACAAACUAAGUUACACUUUUUAAUAAAUAAUGUGGAACUCAA
Molecule: messenger RNA, 4433 nt
Organism: Salvelinus fontinalis (brook trout)
Lineage: Eukaryota; Metazoa; Chordata; Actinopteri; Salmoniformes; Salmonidae
Product: fatty acyl-CoA hydrolase precursor, medium chain-like
Exons: 15
Coding region: 512-2227 (571 amino acids)
Source: RefSeq, a predicted model, not a curated record